AAUCGGACAGCACUACUGUUAGUGUUAAACCCGACUUGAAACUUCUGUAGUUAGAAAAUCGGCGUCGUUACCAGAUAUACUAGGGAACAAUUACUAUUUAAUUUUCUAAAACACCCGAGUGGGGUUUAUUUCGACAAACUUUGUACGGUGAUCGUCAGACUGGAGGUAAUAAGAGCAUGCUUUCAAAGCGCGGAGACCGAUAAGUUAGCUGGAUUGUUUAUAUGGCGAUCUUGCAUGUAAGAGUUGAGUUUGCGUGAGUGGCAUGUGUUUGGAGACAUGUCUCAGGCCUCAAGGACCAAGAAACCCGACGUGAAAAUCGUCAUUCUGGGGGACAUGAACGUGGGGAAGACUUCUCUCCUCCACAGAUACACGGAGAGGAGGUUUAAGGACACUAUCAGCACAGUCGGAGGGGCGUUCUUCCUUAAACAGUGGGGACCCUACAACAUUUCCAUAUGGGACACUGCAGGUCGAGAGCAGUUUCAUGGCCUGGGCUCCAUGUACUGCCGUGGCGCAGCUGCAGUUAUCCUCACCUAUGACGUUACCAACUGGCAAAGCCUGGUUGAGCUGGAAAACCGCUUCCUGUCCCUGACCGACACUGCCAACACUGACUGCAUAUUUGCCAUUGUGGGUAACAAAGCAGACCUUACCGACACUCACGCUCAAGAACCAGACACAGAGAGCGCGCAAGGAGACGAACCCCAGCCUGUAGUCACAUGUCCAACUCCUCCCGCCACUCCGCUUCAGCACAAACAGGUCAGCAGAGAGGACGCCAUGGCCCUGUACGGCCGCGUGCUUCGCUACAAAGGCCUGGAGGAGAAGGCUUGUCUGCCCGCUGAGAAGAUGUGCUUUGAGACAAGCGCUAAAACGGGUUACAAUGUGGACGCUUUGUUUGAAACCCUCUUUGAACUGGUUCUGCCCUCCAUCCUGAAGAAAAGGAGCGAGGGAGAGAGCGCCACUGUGGACCUGGAGAUGCCAAUGGAAGCAAAAAGGACUAAAGCAGGAUGUUGUGCCUAGAGCUGGACAAACAUAGGAGAAGUGAGAAUUGUUAUCAAUCCGUGCCAAAGAAGGAAUGGAUCAAAAUCGGACCUAAAACUAGAAUUCAUGUAAACUAUUGCUAUGUACAUCUGUUGUUGUUGUUUGUUUUUUCUCCAGAACAGUAUUAAAAACUUUUUGGGGGAAUUAAAAGAUAGAAGCAAUUGAUAAUCUUGCAGAAUAGCUGAU
This is a messenger RNA of Carassius carassius (crucian carp), 1221 nucleotides long. Its product is annotated as ras-related protein Rab-20-like. Gene Ontology annotation, biological process: intracellular protein transport. Gene Ontology annotation, molecular function: GTP binding; GTPase activity. Gene Ontology annotation, cellular component: endomembrane system. The transcript has 2 exons. The record is from RefSeq and is a predicted model, not a curated record. The coding region runs from base 277 to 1014 and encodes 245 amino acids. Lineage: Eukaryota; Metazoa; Chordata; Actinopteri; Cypriniformes; Cyprinidae.